AUGCCUAUAAAACUAUCGGAGCAAGCUGAUAGUGAGAUAAAAUUCCAGCUCCAUGCAUUACUAGCUGAAAAUAUUUAUCCAAACAUAGAUAAUCUUCUGGACAGACUUUAUCAAUUACAUAAUGAUUUUCCAGUUCAUUCUAAAACAACAUUUCGUCGUCAUCUUCAUCGUAUAAGUUUUUCUUAUAAAUCACCUGCCAAGGUAAAUGAGAUAGCUGUGGAGUUCGAUGUGGAAAUUGUUCGUUUACCUGUUAGACACUGUUGUUUAAAUCCAACUGAGCUAUGUUGGGCGAAUUUGAAAGACUAUGUGCGUAAGGGUAACACUCGUUUUCAGCUUACCAAUGUUCGGGAACUUGCUUCACAGUUUAUUACCAGUUAUGAUGGUGGUGCAGCUACCAAGGUGAUCAAGCGCACACAAAAAAUUCAAAAUAAAUUCAAAAUUGCUGAUCGAUAUGUGGAAGAAAAUAUCGAACCUAUGCUUGACGACGAAGAAUCAAGCGAAGAAUCAGAUGUCGUAUCAAGUGAUGAUGAAUAA
This is a messenger RNA of Rotaria socialis, 534 nucleotides long. NCBI's taxonomy places the organism in Eukaryota, Metazoa, Rotifera, Eurotatoria, Philodinida, Philodinidae. The record is from the annotation of a GenBank genome assembly.